Messenger RNA from Periophthalmus magnuspinnatus, 2050 nucleotides. It is a transcript of the gene agmo, whose product is annotated as alkylglycerol monooxygenase. Lineage: Eukaryota; Metazoa; Chordata; Actinopteri; Gobiiformes; Gobiidae. Gene Ontology annotation, molecular function: iron ion binding; oxidoreductase activity. The transcript has 13 exons. The record is from RefSeq and is a predicted model, not a curated record. Gene Ontology annotation, cellular component: endoplasmic reticulum. Gene Ontology annotation, biological process: lipid biosynthetic process. The coding region runs from base 262 to 1602 and encodes 446 amino acids.
GGAACACAUGAGUUUCGGAGCGUGACCAAAGGUAAACUCUGCCCCGCUAUGACCUUAUAGCCUGUUAUAAAGCCUGUGAAGUGUUCGCGCGGGCAGCCCUCAGUGCUCGUCAGUGUGAGGCGGGAGAGGUGUGAGAGAGAGCGACUUCCUCCACUUUUCAACUGACCUACUUUCAGGGCCACAGAGGAAAUAAGUGGGAGCACGCGCAGGGUGAAGUUCAGCGGAGGUCUCAUCAUUCCUCCACCUGUGCAGGUAAACACGAUGGCUGCAGCGGUGGAAGCUCCGUCCGUGUCCAGCACCGGGUUCCGGGCCAUGUUCGCCAUGCUCACGCCCAACGAAUCAUCCUUCGAGACGGUGCAGGAGGUUCCGCAGUAUGUGCAGCAGGCCUCUCCGUACUUCAUAGGUCUGAUGCUUCUGGAGCUGGUGGUGGGGGCCCUGAAGGCAGAGACCCCCCUGCCCACCAUCAGCGAUGGGAUCACCUCCGUCUCCUGCGGCAUGAUUUCUAGGCUGCCUCUACUGUUAUUCAGAGGCUUCGAGCUGUCGGCUUACAUGUUCAUGUGGGAAAACUACCGCCUCCUGGAGCUGCCUUGGGACUCCCCCUGGACCUGGUGGUUCUGUCUGCUGGGAGUGGACUUCGGCUACUACUGGGUCCACCGCUUCGCUCACGAGGUGGCUUUCAUGUGGGCAGCUCAUCAGGUUCACCACAGCUCCGAGUACUACAACCUGACCACAGCCCUGCGCCAGUCUUUCAGCCAGCAGUUCACCUCAUGGAUUUUCUACAUGCCCUUGGCUCUGGUGAUCCCUCCCUCCAUCUUUGCUGUUCACAUCCAGCUGAACCUCCUGUACCAGUUUUGGAUUCACACAGAGGUCAUCAGACACCUCGGACCUCUGGAGUGGAUCUUUAAUACACCAAAGCACCACAGAGUUCACCAUGGGAGAAAUCUGUACUGCAUUGACAAGAAUUAUGGUGGGAUUCUGAUAAUCUGGGACCGUCUCUUUGGUACUUUUGCAGAGGAGUCCGAUAAAGUCAUCUAUGGCCUUGUCUUCCCCAUCAAGACUUUUGAAAUGAUCUACAUUCAGCUCCACUACUACUGGUACUUGUGGACUAAGUCUACCUAUUACAAAAGUACUGCUCACAAAUUCUUAACUUUCCUCAAUGGCCCAAGCUGGAAGCCUGGUAAAGCUCGACUGGGUGACCACGAGGACAAUCCAAAGGUGACGGGGAAGGAGGUUCCUUAUAACCCACGCUGGGCCCUGCCUCUGCAGCUCUAUGUGGUGCUCCACUUCUUUCUGGUGCUCAAGGCCUACCACGACCUCUUCCAAAACAAGAUGAUGCUGUCCCAGAUCACAGUCUUGGGCAUGACCUGCUACAUCCUGCUCACACUCACCGCACUGGGGUUCAUCAUUGACCAGAGACCGUCGGCCGGGCUGCUGGAGAUGCUGCGCUGUGUUGUCAUGGUAACCCUGCUGAGGUACAACAUGCUGACGCCCCUGCUGCCCGCCCUGACCGUGGCCACAGAGGCCUUUGUCUCCCUCUCUCUGCUGUUCUGGGUACUGCAGUGCGCGUCUCAACUGUUCACAAUCAAGAACAAAAUGGCCUGAAGAAACGCCUCAGUUCACCAUCUCGAAAAUCCACCCACAAAACUUGAUAAACCUAGACUGAAUGUACACAUAAAGAAGCUUAAAUCAAAAGUGCUAUUUUAUUAUCCUUAUGCAUUUGUAUGACAGACUUUGACUUCUGUGCUGCUAUGGUGCUAAAGAUUUUAAACUCUCAAAUGCAUUUUAAAUAUUUUAUUCCUGAAUGUCUUUUUUCAUCUCUGAUUUAGCUGUAAUUAUUUUCAAAGCACAAUCUAACGACCGUGUAAUGUAUUGAUGCUCAAGCUUCUUUUCUAUAGACACACGUCACUUUAAUGCCUUAUCGCUUUAGUUCACGACUCCCAUGUAUACCUCUAAGCAGAUUACGUCAAAGUAUUUCACUACCUGCCUGUAAUGCUGAACCAAACUAUUUUCCACUAUGCAAUAAAUAUAACAUAAAAAUAACACUAGAACU